AUGGCUCAUGAUUCUAAGGAUCCCGACGGCGACUCCGAGAUGGCCUCCUCCGUCGAUUCUGUCCACACCGAUUCCGAUGGCGUUGGUAAUGGUGCGCGCACCCCGACACGUCAAGUUCACUUAUCGGCUACCACAGCUGCUGCCGCCGCGUCGGAACUCUCCCCUCCAGGCUCCCAACCCCAAACAAUCCCAGGCCUAUCCACAGUCGGUGCUUUGGGAUCUCUAGGAGAAUCUGAAUCUGCACAAGUGAAUGUAAAGGGCUUUGAUGCGCCCAUCGCAUCCUGGAAAACCAAGCGUGCCCAGGAAGAGUAUCAGCGGGCACUGGAGAAUGUGAUCGAUGAAGACUUCAAUUUGAGUAUGUAUAUGCAAUACUGGCAUGACUCAAUACUUUCAGCUGACGUCUAUCUCGUAGAUGAAUUCGGAGACCCAUUUGACGAGCGUGACUUGAAACAAAAGCUACUGUGA
Penicillium manginii is the source of this 465-nucleotide messenger RNA. RefSeq lists its product as uncharacterized. The transcript has 2 exons. The coding region runs from base 1 to 465 and encodes 154 amino acids. The record is from RefSeq and is a predicted model, not a curated record. NCBI's taxonomy places the organism in Eukaryota, Fungi, Ascomycota, Eurotiomycetes, Eurotiales, Aspergillaceae.